This is a messenger RNA of Onychostoma macrolepis, 6982 nucleotides long. Its product is annotated as monocyte to macrophage differentiation factor 2. The transcript is spliced from 7 exons. Gene Ontology annotation, molecular function: pore-forming activity. Gene Ontology annotation, cellular component: membrane. The coding region runs from base 2230 to 2919 and encodes 229 amino acids. Lineage: Eukaryota; Metazoa; Chordata; Actinopteri; Cypriniformes; Cyprinidae. The record is from RefSeq and is a predicted model, not a curated record.
UGAUCCACUCUUUUCUGACGGCAGGAAGACCGGAGUCCAGAGACCGUUACAUGCUCUCUACUUCCGGAUUAACGUUACUGCUCAUAAUGUUCGCUUCGUAGUAUAGUUGCUCACCCGAAUGAUCUUUAAAAGCGAUUGUUUUUAUAGAUUGGCGUGUGUCUGAAAGACGGUCUUCGAAUAAACUCUCAACUACGUUUUAAUCUACUCUCAAGCAACUGUUGGAUUUACGCGUUUAAAUGAAACUUGUAAGAGCUGUUGUGAUGUGACACCCACGCGCCACAAAGAAAGGCUAAUGUUGCGUGUUUACACGGAAAAUGUACAUCUUUGUCGUUAAACGUAUACGCGUUGACUCUGGGAAGUCGCGUUAUGUUUAUACGAUGGUAAUUUCCUAUAAACAAGCGUCGUGGAUCAAUUUAAAAAAACAAAAAAAACACGCAUCGUUCUCUUAACAGAUUUGCGUGUUGACUGACUGAUGUUUGAGGGAGUGGUAGAAAAAGACGGCGUUUUGUUUUUUUGUUUUCUUUAACAUACAAAUGUGAUUAUUGUUCAAAUUCGACCAUAAACAUAAACCGGGAGCAUAAGAAAUCAAACUCUCCGGGAUCCAGCACCGUGUACGAGCAGCUGACAUCUGGAUCAGCUCGGUUCGUUAUUCCUGGCUUCGUGAGGAUGUGCUGAUAGCAAGUGCUAAUGGGAAGAGACAUUUUGAUUAAUGCUGGACUGGCUCUUAUGGUUUCAAGUUAACAUCGUUCAGACUCAAUGUUUUUAUGGCUUGACGACGUGACUUUAGUCAAAAAAAAAAAAGUUAAAAGGUGGUUUUGAUGGUUUUUCUUUUGAGCUUAUAGUAAAAAUGUCUGGGUGGUGUCAUACAAGAUUAAAUCUAAUUAAAAGGCUGACAUUCUUGCGGGGAAAAAAAGUGCAGAACUGUCCAAAAUAUUAUUUGAAUUCAUUUUUAAAAUAUUAAUAUUUAAAACAGAGAACCGUUAGAAGUGAAUCAGAUUGUUUUGAUAUAUAUAUAUUUAUCCUUUAGUGGAAAAGGCAUAUAAUUUGGAUUAAAUUAAUUUAAUCCAACAUUUUCUUGAUCUAUCAAUUCCACCAGUGAUUGUCACAACACAUUAAGUGGAUUGUCACUAAACAUAAAGAUUUUGUGGGUUGCAUGAGUGACCAGUAAAAUUAACACUUGAACAAAUUUAGGCCAUGCUAUUUGGGUUACUAACAAUAGAAAUUAGGACAGAUGUGUGUUAUAUGUGUUGAACUACAUGUGGUCAUUAAGAGAAACAACCAUACUAAAAGUCAAAUCAGUUCUCUCCGACCUAAUUGCAAAUCGCAGAUUUCAGUCUAUAUUGUUUAACGUCGUAAUGCAGAUAUCUGUCUAUAUUGUUUAAUAAAAGCAUAAAGUGCUGAUGUGUGCUCACAACUAAUGUUAUUCUUUUUUUUUUUUGGUUCUGGCAAAUAGCUACUCCAUCAAUCUCUUUUUAGUAUUCAACCCCUCUAAACACGAACAUGUUAGACUGACAUUUAGGAACAUUAUGUACUAAUCAUCCUACUAAUUAAAGUGAAGUUAUGUGUAAUAGGUCAAGGCUUAUUCUACUGGAGUUUCUCUAUUUGGUAUAAAAUAGUGGUCCUGAAUUCAAAGUGUCACUUUGUGGUACAAAAGAAGUAGAAAAAAGAAACCACACACAGCCUCAUUCCUUUUUCGUCACAGUCUCAUGUUUCCAUGACAACAGUGACAUCAGCGCUGUGCAGAGAUGUGUGUAAGGAUGAAAGACUCCUUUGCUGUGGUUCUCUAUGGUUACUAGCCUCUGCCAGCCAACAGCAAAAGUUAUUCAGUCACAUGAUCAUUUGACCUACAUGGUGACUAACUCAUUAGCAAUUACAGUAAAAAAUAAAUAAUAUAUAUAUAUAUAUAUAUAUAUAUAUAUAUAAUCCAACAAUGCAAUAACACAUGCAUUUAACUGAAAAAGGCAGGUUUUUUGUUUUCAUACAUCAGUUAAAAAUGUACAUCAAGCCCAUGGAAACUUUAGAAUUUAUUAGAAAUAUUUGAUUGAAAUGACCAGUUUAAAAGAACUGAUUUAGUUAAACAACAUUCAAUCACAAAUUUCAGGAGCGACACUCACUUUGUCCUUUUAUUAUACUUUAGGUAGGCAAUAGUAAGUUAUGAAUUACUUUCUUUUUUAGUUCGUAGCAUUACUUCAUCCUGUACUUUCUAGCUCUUUUUUAUUUUUUAGAUUUAUGAACAAUCGUGCACCAUCUAAUAAGAGAUAUCAGCCAACAGAAUAUGAACACGCUGCCAACUGUGCCACACAUGCGCUCUGGAUCAUUCCCAGCAUUGUGGGUGGGAUCUUGUUGUUCCUCUUAUCUGAUGACCACUGGGAGGAGAUUUCAGCAUGGCUCUAUGGGGCAGGACUAUCAAGCCUUUUCAUCAUAUCCACAGUUUUCCAUACUAUCUCCUGGAAAAAGGCUCAUCUCCGAUCGGUUGAGCACUGUUUCCACAUGUGCGACAGGAUGGUGAUUUAUUUCUUCAUUGCAGCGUCCUACACACCUUGGCUGACGCUGCGGGAUCUUGGUCCAUGGGCUGCCCACAUGCGUUGGGUGGUCUGGGUGAUGGCAUCUGGAGGAACUGCCUAUGUGUUCUUCUUCCAUGAAAGGUUUAAAGUUGUAGAGUUGAUCUGUUACAUAGCAAUGGGUGUUUUCCCCGCUCUUGUCAUCCUCUCUAUGGCAGACAGGUCAGGUCUGUGUGAGCUGUUGGUUGGUGGCGGGUUUUAUGUGUUGGGCAUGGUGUUCUUUAAAAGUGAUGGAGUAGUGCCCUUUGCUCACGCUAUAUGGCACCUGUUUGUUGCAAUGGGAGCAGGCAUCCAUUACUAUGCCAUCUGGAAGUACCUGUACACACCUGUCAAUCAACCAACCAGUACGGCCCGGUGACACACACAUGCAUACACCUAACCACAAAAUCAAUUAAUAUAUAUUUGUCACUAAAGUGCUACUAAAGCAUAAGCAGUAUUGUUUAUUUGUUCUGUUGUAUUUUUGCUAGCGAACGGUUUGACUGAUGUCAUUCUUGUCACUUAUUAAUAGGUCUUUAACUAGCACAUACAACAGAAAUUACAUCUAGCCUUUGUGAGACUGCAGGCAGCAGGGGUCAUUUUGGACCUGAGGCCGUGUGGAUCCAGAACAAGAACGUUUCUAGAAAACUAUGGACGUAUUACAUGAAGGUUUACAGUUUGUUUUAAAAGUGAAGGUAAAAUCACUGCCAGAUAUUUGUAAAAACACUCAUCCUGGAUAGUAAUUACUUGACGACAGUUUAAAGGUUUUUCUGUAGUGUCUUUAAACCGAUUUGGGAUUAUUCCACUGUAAUUCUGCCACUGCCAGUGUGGAGAUUGUCUUAUUCCUGUCAGAAAUAUGAGUACAUUUCGUAUUACUGUACACGGUAUCAAUUCUCCAUGCUUCUAGUCUAGUGCUAGUCUGUUGCAUUUUUGGAUAUGUAAUGUCUUUGGAAAAUGCCACAAGUGCUUGAUGACUAUGUCCAGGGAAAGAUUUGCCUGGACCGAUCAUCUGAUUUCAUGGUUUAAUUGAAAAGUUCAGGCUCUCAUAUUAUGAUUGUGCUUUUUUUUUUUUUUUGUGUGACUUUGAAAUGUUUCAUGUGGUAACGUGUAUUUAUUGAUUUUAAUCAAGUCAAAGUAUUAUUUAACAUUUUAAUUAAUAUUAAAUGACUGAAUCACCAUGACUACAUCAUAGGAUUACACCAACAAAUCAUUUUAAGUGUUAACUCAUAGAAAAACGGCUCACUUUUUACAGUUUUUACUGCAUUGAGACUUGCGUGGUGCCAAUUUAAGGCUUUUGCCUGUUUUACUGCAUUCCAAUUCGGUGAAAAUCUGAAAACAAAAAGUGUUUUAUUUUAGUUGUUAUUUAUUCAUUUCAAUUUACAGCUGCUGUAGAUGUUAUAUUACAGAUUAUUUUAUAUGAGAACUUAAUAGGGUAUGAAAAACAUCAGCUGUUUGCCUUCAUCGUAGGUUUCACAAAGAGGAGUAAAAACUACAUUUUGACUUUAGUCAGAUUCACCUCAGAUCAGUUUGAGAAGCAAUGCACCCAAAACUGAAACCUGUCAUCAUUUACUCACACCUGUUUAGAUCCAUACCUGCAUUUUUUUGUCUUUCUUCUGUAGAAUACUAAAUGAAAUAUUUAGCAGAAUGUCCAGGCUGCUUGUUUCCACCACAGGAUAAAAAACGGCAGUUGUGACUUUUUUUAGGGCUGCAAAAUCGCGAUUAAUCGCAUUCAAAAUGACAGUUUAUGUUUACAUACUAUAUGUGUGUGUACUGUGUAUAUUUAUUAUGUAUAUAUAAAUACACACACAUAAAUGUAUAUAUUUAAAAAAAAAUUUUUAUGUAUAUACAUUAAUACUUGUAUAUAAUUUAUAUUUUAUAUAAAUCUAAAUAUUUUAUAUAUAAAUCUAACAUAUUUUUCCUUAAUAUAUAUAUAUAUAGCCCUAGACUUUUUUAUCUCACAAUUUGGACUUAUUCUCUUGAAAUUAUGAGGAAAAAAACCCCCCUCAGAAUUCAAAGAUGUAAACUUAGAAUUCUGACUUUUUUCUUUUUUUUUUUUUAUAUCUUGAAAUUAUAACUUUUCUCUAUGAAUUCUGAGUUUACAUCUCGCAAUUCUAUUUCUCGCAAUUGCAACUUUUUUUCUCACAAUUCAUACUUUUUUCUCACAAUUGCAAAUGUAUAUCUCGCAAUUAGUUUUCUCAGAAUUAUGAGAAAAAAAUUGAAUUAUGAGAUAAGUAGUCACAAUUAAGUUUAUUUAUUUUUUCAUCCAUCCCUUGGCGGAAACAAACUUCCAUACUUUCUGGUCCAGCUUCAAAUACAACAAUAAAGUUGUAUACCUCCUUUCAUGUUCUGUGCAAGAAAGAAAAUCAUACAGGUUUGGAACAACAUGAGGGUGUAAAUGAUGACAGACUUUUCACUUAUGCAUUAACUACAAUACACAUUUAGCGCAUCUUGUGAUAAUACUUACUACCGUCUCAGCUUCUUGGUCUGUAUACAACAGGUCAAGGUUUGUAAAUUAGCCAUCUGUUCAUUGGACUGAUCAGCCAAAGCUCUUGCUCUCAGGGUUGUCAUCUCACUGGCUGGAACCAUAACAAUUUUUUAAGCAAUCCAUUUGUGCUGUGCUCCCUUAGGCCAUACAUAUUUUAAUAACUGUUUAACAUUAAAAAUGAACUUGAACUUUGUAGAUAACUUGUAUUUUUGAUCAGGGGCACGUUGGUUGUCACAACCACAGAUUGUCGAUUUUAACACAGACACACUCACACACAAACAACAAGUGUGCCGUUUUUACUUCUCAAACUACUAAACCGUAGUCUAUUAAACAAGUAUUUAAAUUUGUAUGGCCUUCACAAUCAUAUAAAACUCUUAACAGUUACUGGUUGUAACAUAAUUUUUCUAAAUGUGUAUUUAUUAUUGCUUUACAUCUUAAAAGAAGUAAUAUUUCAUGUAUUAUGAAUAUAGAAAGUGUUUGCUCAAUAGUUGUAAUCCAAGUGUACACAAACAUACUUAGCUACAAAUUGAUUAUAGUGUUGAUAUUUCUGUUUGCUGUGUUAAGAUUAAACAUUUCGCAAGCAUCUCAUUAGUGAUUUUUGAUAAAGAUGUUUUAUUUGACGAUAAGUGAAUUUCAGCUGAAAUGUGUAUUGAAACACCUCGCCUUAGUAAGUGAACAUGUAUUUACGCUUUUAGUGUUGCAACACUGUCAGGUACGUUUUUGCUCCCUUAAGGUUUUAGAUGAUAGUAAGGGCUGUUUGUGAAGGUUUCAGUUUGAACUUGAAAUUACUUUUGAUUAUUUUUUUCUAUAUGAGUUGCAUUAACGAUAUAAUUUUCUGUAGAUACAUGAGACCGUAAAGAUACUUUUAUUAACCCAGCAAGUAUUAUUGGUGUUAUGGAAGUGUUGCAUAUAAUGUUCAGUUUUGCAAAUGUAAUACAUUUUUGUAUGUUUAUGUAUGUUUCUAAAUUAUUUUAUGACUUUCCGUUAUUCUGUUGCAUAAGUGUUCCAUUUUUGCCAUUGUUGACUGUUUAAAUAUCUUUGUUUGGUGUAUUAUGCUUUAUUGCGAUGUGUUUACUUGGGGUUUUAGUUGAUGCGAUAUGAAGUUUACAUUCAUCAUACAGCUUUCACUGCCACUCAGCCUGAGAUUAAUGCAUUUAGAUUUCCAUUGACCUCGAAUUUUGCAAAACGACACAAUUUAUUGAAACUGAUAUGAUGCUUGAGGAGUUGUGUUGCUAGCUAGUAAGAGUGCUUUCUGAAUGUACACAAAUCCUUCCUCUUACUUUUGAGUCUCUACAAAAUUCUGGAUGGCUGGUGUUUGAUAAAUGCAGUCAUUAAUUGUGGAUUUAACAUGUAAAGCAGUUUACCUCUGACUCAAAGCCAAAAGAAAAUACACUGUAAAAAAAGAGCAAAUUCUAGCACAAUUUAAUGCUGUUUUGCCCUGACAAAUCUUACAUAAUGUAGAAUUUGGCAUAGUCUGUUCAUACUUGACACCAAACUUUCAUACAAAAGGCUGCCUACCUGUACUUGAGUUAUGAAAAAUAUUAAUUCAGUAAAAUGACUGAAUCCUCUAUUGAAACCGAAUCCACUUGAAACCUAUCCCUGACCUCACUGUAAAUAUCAUUUGUGCCUUUUCUAGUUUGGGUGUGUUUCAGAACAGUUCGAGGCUUUGUGUUGUUAGCCAUUCUGCUGAUUUGCUCUGCAUAAAAAAUGUAAACCUUUCACAUGAAGGUAUUUGUGAUUGUGAUUUUGCUGCAACGUUUGUAUUGCCCCAGUUUUUGUAUUUGUAUUAAGACCAUGUUAUUUCAAACAAAUGCUUUUUAUCAAGGAAACGUCCUCCUCUCUGAAUCAUUAUUUGAGUCCUGCAUUCUAUGCAUUUUUUAUGUCUGUGGUUAAUCAAUAAAUGAGAAGAAAAAAACGUGCACACUGUUGUAAUGUAAUAGCCUACACACUUUUGAACUGA